Clunio marinus is the source of this 246-nucleotide messenger RNA. The record is from the annotation of a GenBank genome assembly. NCBI's taxonomy places the organism in Eukaryota, Metazoa, Arthropoda, Insecta, Diptera, Chironomidae.
AUGGUGCUUCACACAGUAACUGUCAUCGCUUCAAUUCCUGAUAUUGCUUUUGUUGCUAUUUCUCUUCUUUUAUUGUUUACAGAAGCGUUAAUUUCAAAAGAUUUCUUUCAUAAGACUUUACGACUAGCUUUUGUUAUGAAGAAGCAUAUAAGAGCAAUUUAUUAUAAGCCCAUUCACUUUUAUCAUCCUCAGAGGCUCAAGCGGCCUGUGGUCACUCGCGACUCUACAAAAUUUCUUUACCUAUAG